Musa acuminata AAA Group (dessert banana) is the source of this 1121-nucleotide messenger RNA. Its product is annotated as phosphoglycerate mutase-like protein 2. The coding region runs from base 122 to 925 and encodes 267 amino acids. The transcript has 10 exons. Gene Ontology annotation, molecular function: phosphatase activity. The record is from RefSeq and is a predicted model, not a curated record. Lineage: Eukaryota; Viridiplantae; Streptophyta; Magnoliopsida; Zingiberales; Musaceae. Gene Ontology annotation, cellular component: cytoplasm.
UCGAAGACCGAGAAUUCAACGUCACCACUUCCAUCUUCGUCUUCCUCGGCACCGCUCUUCUUCUCCUUGGCAGACUGGCCUGUUGCUUCGGCUUCCGUCCGUUUUACUUCCGGCUUCUCAGAUGACACAUGAGGUAGAAUCAGUAUGUUAUGCAAUAUCAGAAGUGGUUAAACAAGAAAUGGAUGGUGUCACUAGCUCAGGCUUGUUUCCAUUGCAGCGUUGCAAAAUUAUCCACCUGGUUAGGCAUGCACAAGGUAUUCAUAAUAAGGGACAUGAAAAGGACCAUAGAGCAUACUCAUCUCCAGAAUUCUUUGAUGCGCACCUUACUCCACUGGGAUGGGAUCAGGUUGAUAAUCUCCGUAAACACAUUAAAUCUUGUGGCUUAUCAAAGAGAAUUGAAUUGGUUAUUGCAUCCCCUUUGUUAAGGACAAUGCAAACUGCAGUUGGAGUGUUUGGAGGUGAUGGCUAUGAUGAUGGAGUCAACAACACACCUCCUUUAAUGGUCGAAAAUACUGGAGAUAGUGAUCGCCCUGCAAUUUCAAGUUUGAACUGCCCACCAUUUGUGGUAGUUGAAGACUGUCGAGAGCGCUUGGGAGUUAACCCUUGCGAUAAGCGGCGAAGUAUAAGCGAGUAUCAGAAACUUUUUCCCGCAAUUGAUUUUUCUUUGAUAGAAAAUGAUGAAGACAUCCUGUGGAAAGCUGAUAUCAGAGAGACAGAUGAAGAGGUUGCAGCUCGAGGAGUGAAGUUUAUUAGCUGGUUGUGUACACUUAAAGAGAAGGAGAUUGCUGUUGUAACCCAUAGCGCCUUCUUGUUUCAAACCUUGCAAACGUUUGGUGGCGACUGCCAUCCCAUCAUUAAGGAGGAAAUCAGCAAACAAUUUGGGAAUUGUGAGCUCCGAUCCAUGCUGUUGGUUGACAGAAGGUAAGAGUUUAUAGUCGGUCAGUGAAUUUGAUGCACUUAUAUGGUGUUAACUAUGCUUUGUUUCGAAAAUGGUGUGUUUGAUGCCACUAAUGUCUUUACUAUUAUUUAUGCAUCAGUGUUGCAUGCAGUACUUGUUCUUAAGGGGCCAUUAUGACCAACAUUCUUUUCCUUAGGGAAUCAAACCAAGCAUAUACCUUCAA